CGGCGGUGGGUGGCGGCGCCUGGAACCUGGAGACAGACCCACCUCCCCGCCCCGGAAUGUAGUGACUCCCCGCUCUCCGCUCUCCUCCCCUCUCCUCCCCACUGCAGGAGGGAGGCGCCCCCGAGUCUCCCCUCCCGCGAGAGGGGCCGCGCGGGCCGGGCCGGGCUGGAGCAGCGGCGGCGGCGGCGGCCGCGGGAGCCUAGCCUGCAGCGAGGGACCGGCUGAGGCGCGCGGAGGGAAGGAGGCGAGGGCUCCGCCGCGCUGCCGCCGCCGCCGCUCCCGGGGAAGAGAUGGCGGCGGAGCGGAGAGCCCGGCGACUCCUCAGCACCUUCUCUUUCUGGCUCUGCUGCCUGCUGCUGCUCGAGCGCCGGGCGUCGGGCGCCGCGGCCACCAGGAGCGGCUCCCCGCCGCAAUCCCCAGGAUCCAGCAUUCGGACAUUCACUCCAUUUUAUUUUUUGGUGGAACCAGUGGAUACCCUCUCAAUUAGAGGCUCUUCUGGUAUACUAAACUGUUCAGCAUAUUCUGAGCCUUCUCCAAAAAUUGAAUGGAAAAAAGAUGGAACUUUUUUAAACUUAGUGUCAGACGAUCGACGCCAGCUUCUCCCAGAUGGAUCUUUAUUUAUUAGCAAUGUGGUGCAUUCCAAACACAAUAAACCUGAUGAAGGUUAUUAUCAGUGUGUGGCCACUGUUGAGAGUCUUGGAACUAUUGUCAGCAGAACAGCCAAGCUCACAGUAGCAGGUCUUCCAAGAUUUUCCAGCCAACCAGAACCUUCUUCGGUUUAUGUUGGGAACAGUGCAAUUCUGAAUUGUGAAGUUAAUGCAGAUUUGGUCCCAUUUGUGAGGUGGGAACAGAACAGACAGCCUCUUCUUCUGGAUGAUAGACUUACCAAACUUCCAAGUGGAACACUAGUUAUCAGCAACGCAACUGAAGGAGAUGGGGGACUCUAUCGCUGCAUAGUUGAAAGUGGUGGGCCACCAAAGUAUAGUGAUGAAGUUGAAUUAAAAGUUCUUCCAGAUCCUGAGGUUACAUCAAACUUGGUAUUUUUGAAACAACCUUCUUCCUUAGUCAGAGUCAUUGGUCAGAGUGCAGUGUUACCAUGUGUUGCUUCAGGACUUCCUACUCCAACCAUUAGAUGGAUGAAAAAUGAGGAAGCGCUUGACACAGAAAGCUCUGAAAGAUUGGUACUGCUGGCAGGUGGUAGUCUGGAGAUCAGUGACAUCACCGAGGAUGAUGCUGGCACUUACUUUUGUAUAGCUGAUAAUGGAAAUGAGACCAUUGAAGCUCAAGCAGAGCUUACAGUACAAGCUCAACCUGAAUUCCUGAAGCAGCCUACUAAUAUAUAUGCUCAUGAAUCUAUGGAUAUUGUAUUUGAAUGUGAAGUGACUGGGAAGCCAACUCCAACUGUGAAGUGGGUCAAGAAUGGGGAUAUGGUUAUCCCAAGUGAUUACUUUAAGAUUGUAAAGGAACAUAAUCUUCAAGUUUUGGGUCUGGUGAAAUCAGAUGAAGGGUUCUAUCAGUGCAUUGCUGAAAAUGAUGUUGGAAAUGCACAAGCUGGAGCCCAACUGAUAAUCCUUGAACAUGAUGUUGCCAUCCCAACAUUACCUCCCACUUCACUGACCAGUGCCACUACUGACCAUCUAGCACCAGCCACAACUGGACCACUGCCUUCAGCUCCUCGGGAUGUCGUGGCCUCCUUGGUCUCUACCCGCUUCAUCAAAUUGACAUGGCGGACACCUGCAUCAGAUCCUCAUGGGGACAACCUUACCUACUCUGUCUUCUACACCAAGGAAGGGAUUGCUAGGGAACGUGUUGAAAAUACCAGUCGCCCCGGAGAAAUGCAGGUAACCAUCCAAAACCUAAUGCCAGCGACUGUGUACAUCUUUAGAGUUAUGGCUCAAAAUAAACAUGGCUCCGGAGAGAGUUCAGCUCCACUACGAGUAGAAACACAGCCUGAGGUUCAGCUCCCUGGCCCAGCACCUAACAUCCGAGCGUAUGCAACUUCACCUACUUCCAUUACUGUCACCUGGGAAACACCAUUGUCUGGAAAUGGGGAAAUUCAGAAUUACAAACUGUACUACAUGGAAAAAGGAACUGAUAAAGAACAGGAUGUUGAUGUUUCAAGUCACUCCCACACCAUAAACGGGUUGAAAAAAUAUACAGAGUAUAGUUUCCGAGUGGUGGCCUACAAUAAACAUGGUCCUGGAGUCUCCACACAAGAUGUUGCUGUUCGAACAUUUUCAGAUGUUCCCAGUGCUGCUCCUCAGAAUCUGUCUUUAGAAGUAAGAAAUUCAAAGAGUAUUGUGAUUCACUGGCAGCCACCUCCUCCAGCCACACAAAAUGGGCAGAUCACUGGCUACAGGGUUCGCUACCGAAAGGCCUCCCGAAAGAGCGAUGUCACUGAGACUUUGGUGACUGGGACACAGCUGUCACAGCUGAUUGAAGGUCUUGAUCGGGGGACUGAAUAUAAUUUCCGGGUGGCUGCUCUAACAAUCAAUGGUACAGGCCCUGCUACUGACUGGCUGUCUGCUGAAACUUUUGAAAGUGACUUAGAUGAAACUCGUGUCCCUGAAGUGCCUAGUUCUCUUCACGUCCGCCCACUUGUCACUAGCAUCGUAGUAAGCUGGACACCUCCGGAGAAUCAGAACAUUGUGGUCAGAGGUUAUGCCAUUGGUUAUGGCAUUGGCAGCCCUCAUGCCCAGACCAUAAAAGUGGACUAUAAACAGCGCUAUUACACCAUCGAAAAUCUGGAUCCCAGCUCUCACUAUGUGAUUACCCUGAAAGCAUUUAACAAUGUGGGUGAAGGUAUCCCCCUCUAUGAGAGUGCUGUGACCAGACCUCACACAGACACUUCUGAAGUUGAUUUAUUUGUUAUUAAUGCUCCAUACACUCCAGUGCCAGAUCCUACUCCCAUGAUGCCACCCGUGGGAGUUCAGGCUUCCAUUCUGAGUCAUGACACCAUAAGGAUUACAUGGGCAGACAACUCACUGCCCAAACACCAGAAGAUUACAGACUCCCGAUACUACACAGUCCGAUGGAAAACCAACAUCCCAGCAAACACCAAGUAUAAGAAUGCUAAUGCAACGACUUUGAGUUAUUUGGUGACUGGUUUAAAACCAAAUACACUCUAUGAAUUCUCUGUGAUGGUGACGAAAGGUCGAAGAUCAAGCACAUGGAGUAUGACAGCACAUGGGACCACUUUUGAAUCAGCUCCUGCUUCUCCACCCAAGGAUGUGACAGUUGUGAGUAAAGAGGGAAAACCUAGGACCAUAAUUGUAAAUUGGCAGCCUCCCUCUGAAGCCAAUGGCAAAAUUACAGGUUACAUCAUAUAUUACAGUACGGACGUGAAUGCAGAGAUACACGACUGGGUUAUUGAGCCUGUUGUGGGAAACAGGCUGACUCACCAGAUACAAGAAUUAACACUUGACACACCAUACUACUUCAAAAUCCAAGCUCGGAACUCAAAGGGCAUGGGGCCCAUGUCUGAAGCUGUCCAGUUCAGAACACCCAAAGCGGACUCCUCUGAUAAAAUGGCUAAUGAUCAAGCCUCAGGGUCUGCAGGGAAAGGAAGCCGUCUGCCAGACCUAGGAUCCGACUACAAACCUCCGAUGAGCGGCAGUAACAGCCCUCAUGGAAGCCCCACCUCUCCUCUAGACAGUAACAUGCUGCUGGUCAUCAUCGUUUCCGUUGGCGUCAUCACCAUCGUGGUGGUCGUGAUCAUCGCUGUCUUUUGCACCAGGCGUACCACUUCUCACCAGAAAAAGAAACGAGCUGCUUGCAAAUCAGUGAAUGGCUCCCACAAGUACAAAGGGAACUCCAAGGAUGUCAAACCCCCAGACCUCUGGAUCCAUCAUGAGAGACUGGAGCUGAAACCCAUUGAUAAGUCUCCAGACCCAAACCCCAUCAUGACGGAUACUCCAAUUCCUCGUAACUCUCAAGAUAUCACACCGGUUGACAAUUCCAUGGACAGCAACAUCCAUCAAAGGCGGAAUUCAUAUAGAGGGCAUGAAUCAGAGGACAGCAUGUCUACACUGGCUGGAAGGCGGGGAAUGAGACCAAAAAUGAUGAUGCCCUUUGACUCCCAGCCACCCCAGCCUGUGAUUAGUGCCCAUCCCAUCCAUUCCCUCGAUAACCCUCACCAUCAUUUCCACUCCAGCAGCCUCGCUUCUCCAGCUCGCAGUCAUCUCUACCACCCGGGCAGCUCAUGGCCCAUUGGCACAUCCAUGUCCCUUUCAGACAGGGCCAAUUCCACAGAAUCUGUUCGAAACACCCCCAGCACUGACACCAUGCCAGCCUCCUCGUCUCAGACAUGCUGUGCUGAUCACCAGGAUCCUGAAGGUGCUACCAGCUCCUCUUACUUGGCCAGCUCCCAAGAGGAAGAUUCAGGCCAGAGUCUUCCUACAGCCCACGUUCGCCCUUCCCACCCACUGAAGAGCUUUGCUGUGCCAGCAAUCCCUCCCCCAGGUCCUCCCACCUAUGAUCCAGCGUUGCCAAGCACACCGUUACUAUCCCAGCAAGCUCUAAAUCAUCACAUUCACUCGGUGAAGACGGCCUCCAUUGGGACUUUAGGAAGGAGCCGGCCUCCUAUGCCAGUGGUGGUUCCCAGUGCCCCUGAAGUGCAGGAGACCACAAGGAUGCUGGAAGACUCCGAGAGUAGCUAUGAACCAGAUGAGCUGACCAAAGAGAUGGCCCACCUGGAAGGACUGAUGAAGGACCUAAAUGCCAUCACGACAGCAUGACGACCUUGACCGGGACGUGACUCCAGACCUGAGUCUAGAAGUCUUGGAACUUAGCCUUGAAAACAAGGAGUUGUACAGAGCACGAGAGGACAGCACUUGAAAACACAGAGUGAGCAGGCCACCCGGCCAGCACCCCCGCGUGGGGCCAGCUCCAGGCCUGGCCGCCUGCCUUCUCCUGGUCGGCCUGGAAGACGCCGUGUCAAGGCAGCUUCCCUUUGCCUGCCGAUACCCUGCAGGACUGGGCACCAUGGGCCAAAAUUUUGUGUCCAGGGAAGAGGCAAGAAGUGCAACCUCUGUUUCACUUUGUGGUCAGGCUGCGUCUUCAUGCUGCGACGGCAUCGCCUUUAUGGAGUGUAGACGUUGGCAUUUAUGUACAAUUUUAUUUGUGUCCUAUUUUAUUUUACCUUCAAAAGAAAAACACUAUCAAAACCCAAGGAGGUCUGUGGUGUUCUCCACAAGUGGUUGACGUUUGGCUACUUGUUUGAAUUAUGUCUGGAAAGUCAUUGACAGUGUGGGUUGUUCCAGGGGUUGGCGUGUUUUGUGUUUUUGUUUUUAUUUUUGAUUCUGAGUCAUUGCAUCCUCUACCAGCUGUUAAUCCAUCACUUUGAGAGGGGGGAGGAAAUGUUGCAUUGCUGUUUGUAAGCUUUUUUAUUUUUUUUAUUAUAAUUAUUAAAGGCCUGACUUUCUCCUCUCAUCACUGUGAGAUUACAGAUCUAUCUGAAUGAAAUGUAACAUUGAAAAGACUUGUUUGUUGCUUUCUGUGCAGUUGCAGUAUUGGGGUGGGGGGCGUUGGGGGGUUGGGAACUGGAAAUGGAGGGGCUGCUGAGGUCCUGUGAAUGUUUCCGUCAUUGUACUUCCUUCCAGAAGCCUGCAGAGAAUGGAAGCAUCUUCUUUACUGUCCUGGCAUGUCCAUCUCUUCACUAAGUUGCAACUGGAGUUUCAUUUGGAUCUAGUUAAAAAUUUCUUCUGUGCAAUAGGUGGGUUCGAGGAUGUAGCUGCCCUGGUGUCUUGGUCAUAUCCUGAUAAGAAUGUCCACGCUGAGGAGUCAGGCGCUGUAUUGCAGGAGUGAUGGCAGGACAGGGCACGAGCCUGGCCGAGUUCCUGGGAAAUCGGAGAAGAGGUUAGAGACCCUUUCCUGCUGUUACCAUGUGUUCCCUUCGGGGAAGUCGGAGGUUAAGGAGGGAGCUUUGUUCCCAUGUAGGACUCCUUGCUUCUCCCUAGCUCCUGUCCUCAGCCAGUCCAGCUCUCACUUCCACGCCUCAGAGCCCCACGGGGAAGGUGUUAGCAAGAAUGAAGCAGGCAGGGGCUGCAGCACCAGUGAGGCUCCCCACUUCUUUCUGAGCACUGUUCUGUACGUAGCAGGGGACGGGGACAGUGGCCUCCCCAACUCCUACACACCAUCCCAGCAGCUCAGCUAAGCCCCUGAUCUGAACAGGGCAGCAGGAGGUCUCUGAGGUGUGCUGAGAGGCUGGCCACACAAGAAGCCUUUGCCUUUGCAGGAGGUUCUUGUAUGCUUUUUCUCAAAAAUGUAAGGAGCUGAGAUUUUUCUUUUUGUUUAAUAUAAAGAAUCUCUUAAGAAUACAGGACUGACCCUCAGGCAUCUUCCCCUGCUCCCCAACAAAUCCCCAGAAGAGAGUGUGGAAGGCAGUGCAGAAGGCGGAUUGCGCUUUGGUUCUGUAGCCAGGAAGAGGUCAGCUGCUGAGAACACCAGUGGGCACUCGGACCCGCCUGCCCUGGGGCCUGUGCUCUGCCCUGGCCACACAGGCGCCCCACUUGCCUUUGUACCUUGGUUAUUUCCCCUAUUUAGGUCUUACCACACAUUUGCUUUUCUAGAAGAUGAACUCUGUUUCUCAACUGGGGGCAAUAAAAAGUGCAAUGCCGGAACUCCUGUUGCCCUGCUAGCUGGUCACGGAGGAUAGUGCCAGGCCGGAUUCUGGAAACCCAGUGCACUUAAACUGAUCCUGAAAAGAGCACUCAGAACACUCUGGACACCAGGAGGGCUAGAUUCCCCAGAAACUGUCUUACCUUUUGCCCAAAGAAACAUGCUCGGUAUUCGGGGCAUUCCCUCCCAUGAACCCUGAUACUUUGGUUACCUCAGGGCCUUGGUACCUGGAUACUGCCACAGAACUGGGGUGGGGGGAGGGGCCUAUUUUUAAAUAACUGUUCAAAGUUGGGGGAUUUUUUUAAAUUAAGAAAAAGGAAAGUUAUUCUGUAUUGCACCUUUUCACAGUUUAAUACAUUUUCUUACAUUUUCCUGUGAUUUUUGAAAUUAAACCAUUGUGUGUCUUGUAAUGUCCUAGUUGAGCUGCUGACCAGCAGUUUCCUUCAGGAGGAUUUGGAGCAAAUGUGUCUGUUGCCUUGUCACCUGCUGGAAGGGGACCUGGAGGGCUGCUGGGGACUAGUUUCUGUACACACUUGUUUGGCCUUUUCUGUAGUUGAUGCUGUAAACUCUAUGGCUUUUUGAAAAACAAUUUCAUGUUUUUAUUUAGUAUUGGAAAUCCAAUACACUUUUUUAAA
Globicephala melas (long-finned pilot whale) is the source of this 7253-nucleotide messenger RNA. It is a transcript of the gene NEO1, whose product is annotated as neogenin 1. Gene Ontology annotation, biological process: neuron migration; cell-cell adhesion; axon guidance. Gene Ontology annotation, cellular component: cell surface; axonal growth cone; plasma membrane. Lineage: Eukaryota; Metazoa; Chordata; Mammalia; Artiodactyla; Delphinidae. The record is from RefSeq and is a predicted model, not a curated record. Gene Ontology annotation, molecular function: protein binding.